Nymphalis io (European peacock) is the source of this 1685-nucleotide messenger RNA. RefSeq names its product proteasomal ubiquitin receptor ADRM1 (gene Rpn13). Gene Ontology annotation, biological process: ubiquitin-dependent protein catabolic process. Gene Ontology annotation, molecular function: endopeptidase activator activity; proteasome binding; ubiquitin binding. Gene Ontology annotation, cellular component: cytoplasm; proteasome regulatory particle, lid subcomplex; nucleus. Lineage: Eukaryota; Metazoa; Arthropoda; Insecta; Lepidoptera; Nymphalidae. The record is from RefSeq and is a predicted model, not a curated record. The transcript has 6 exons. Bases 144 to 1421 code for a protein of 425 amino acids.
UUUGCCAGUAUGUUCGUGGCAAUUUAAAACGAAAACGAGAAAAAAAACAAAAUUGUCUCAUCAUUUCUCAUUCUCAGAUUUCUCACUUUUGUGUUGAGUUACUGAAAUUGAUUUUAUAGUAAAAGAAAAGCUAUUUAAGUACCAUGUCUGCAACUGCUUUAUUUGGGAAUACUUCGGGUCUUGGAGGUAGUUCAGGCGGAAAUAAACAUAUUGUUGAGUUUCGUGCUGGUAGGAUGACCCUUAAAGGACGUAUGGUUCAUCCUGACAAAAGAAAAGGCUUAUUAUAUGUUUAUCAAGGCGAAGACUCGUUGAUGCAUUUUUGUUGGAAAGAUCGUACAACCGGAGAAGUAGAAGACGAUCUCUUAAUAUUUCCUGAUGAUUGUGAAUUUGUUCGAGUAAACGAGUGUACUACAGGAAGGGUUUAUGUACUGAAGUUCAAGUCUUUUUCUAAGAAAUAUUUCUUUUGGUUACAGGAACCUAAAACCGAUAAGGAUGAUGAUUAUUGCCGCCGUAUUAAUGAAGCUCUAAAUAAUCCACCAACAUCAGGCGGGCGAGGUGGUGGUAGUACUGGUGGACAAGAUGGAGAGAUUCAGAAUCUUUUGAAUAACAUGUCACAGCAACAGCUGAUGCAACUAUUUGGAGGUGUUGGUCAGAUUGGUGGUUUGUCUUCGCUUCUUGGCACUAUGGGCAACAACAGCAGCAGUGGAACAACAGGCAGUCGGGCAUCCGGCAAUAGUGGAAGCAGUUCCCGGGGAGGCAGCGCGUCGCGAACCACGAACGCCGAGACUGCGCGCACGCCGGCUCGGCCGCGCUACGCGCCAGCACCCACCGCCACGCCUCCCAACACCGCCACAGGGACAGCGCCCGCCGCGCCCAGCGCCGCUACCGCCGCCACCACCGCCGCAAGUGCCGCUGGUGGACAAAUAUUUCUGUCUGAUUUGCAACGGUACUUCUCCGGCCUGGGCAAUGCACCGCCCGAGGGCGAGGGCGCCGUGAGCGGUUCCGCGGCGCCCCGCGUCGACCUCGGCGCCGCGCUGUCCGCGCCGGAGGUUGUCUCUACGGCCAGCGAGCCGCCCAAUGCGCAGCGCCUGACGCCACACCUGCCGGCGGGGCCCGCUGCCGCCGCCGCCCAGGACGAUGUAAGGACCACACUGCUCUCACCGCAGUUCGCCCAGGCUGCUAAUCAGUUUUCGUCGGCGUUGACCUCGGGACAGAUAGCUCCUGUGAUAUCACAAUUCGGUCUACCGACAGACGUAACGUCGGCGGCAAACAUGGGCGAUAUGCAAGCGUUCUUUAAAGCAUUAGAAAGCGCGUCUGGUUCUGAGAGUUCCAAGUCUCAAGAAGGAGAUAAAAAGAAAGAUAAACCUCAAGAUGAUAAAAAUGACAAGAAAGAUGGUGAUGCCGGAAUGUCUCUGGACUAAAUUAGCCUUUUUUUUUAAUUUGUCUGCCCAUUAUCACACUGGAUAUUCAUAAAAAAAAAGUGAAAUAUCCCUCAAAAAAUUUAAAAAAUAUUAUACAUAAAAAAAACAAUAAAGUACACAAUUUGAAAUAUUCAAGCCAAUUUAUAGAUCGGAAUAUUAAUUUGUUAUAUUAAUAUAUAUGUCAAAUAAAAAUUAUAAUUAAUAACAGACAAUUUAUAUUGUAUGAAACAUUAGUUUUUUCGUAAAAAUAAACAAUGAAAUAAU